AGGUAGGUCAUCAGUUAAAAGUUUAUUCUCUUCAAUCAUCUCAAGCCCAAAGAAAAUAUAGAAAAAUGAAGAUCUCUUUUUCUUCUGUUCUCUUUGUACUCAUGGUCGUUUUCAUCAUUUCUUCUUCGGGAAACAAGAAAAUGGUAGGAGAAGCAAAGGAUUGUUUUCAAACGUGGACAUGUGAAGGAGGAAAGAAAUGCAGAGAUAAGUGCAUGGCUGAAUACAAAGGAAUUGGAAGGUGUGAUGAGAUCACUGCUCCUAUAGUUCCUCCCCAAUGUAAUUGCUAUUAUCCUUGCUAGUUGCUAGUAUCUUUAUCGUACAACAAAUAAUGAUUCGUCUUUAUAUGAUAACAUAUGUAAACCUUUUAUAUGUUAAAUCUUAUGUGAUUCAAAGAAUAAACUUAUCUUAAAGUGAA
This is a messenger RNA of Brassica napus (rape), 415 nucleotides long. Its product is annotated as putative defensin-like protein 184. NCBI's taxonomy places the organism in Eukaryota, Viridiplantae, Streptophyta, Magnoliopsida, Brassicales, Brassicaceae. The record is from RefSeq and is a predicted model, not a curated record. The coding region runs from base 66 to 299 and encodes 77 amino acids. The transcript is spliced from 2 exons.